AUGCAAGGACAACAGGGAUUUGAACAGCAGCAGGCUCUGUAUGGCGCACCUUACAUACAGCAGACGCAAUCUGGUAGUCGUCUAACAAACCCAACAAAACUUCAUAUGGAGCAAAUUCAAAGACGCAGCCGUAAUGAAGCACCUCCAACUCCACACAACUCGUACUCUAAUCCCGGUACUAUAGAUCCCGGUCUAUUAACAAACUCCAAUUUUUCUCGAAUUGUUAAACACGAAGCACUCGACAUGACAUCUGAAUUGGAAUAUAACGAUCACAAUCCAUCACCUAAUUCGCCAACCAAUAAUUCCGCAUAUGACAUAGACGAUUACGUGCCUAUUCCAGGCAACAACGUUGAAGUUGAUUCCACAUUUGGAUCGCCCGGAGACCGUUCUGUAUAUUCUCCUGGACCGGAUAACACAGACUUUGGGUUUGAUCUCUCCUCUAGUGCUCCAAGUACCACAACUGGCGCUCUUCCGAUGGGAGUCGUUAAGAAGAAUCAGAAUCAGAAUCAGUUUGCGUUCUGUACUCCCGAUAACAGUUUUCCUGGAACUACCGCUGCCAUACCGUUUAGUCUGCCAGCAUACAGUGCAUCAAUGCCGGUAUACAGAGUUCAAGAUUGGGGAGAUCACAGUACGUUUUCUGGAGCUGGUUCUUUACAAUUUUCUCCCGGUACAGAUAUGUCGCUAGUAACUGCUGAUAUGAUUCAAGUCGAAACUGAAGACAACGUGAAUAGGCAACAGGCCCUACAAACUGAGAAAAAGCGCCGCCGUCGCGAGUCCCAUAAUGCUGUUGAACGUCGUCGUCGGGACCACAUCAACGAGAGAAUUCAAGAACUAUCGACCCUUCUUCCUGAAACCUACGUCGACAAUUCAAAUAAACCGAAUAAAGGCAUAAUCCUCCGCAAAUCAGUCGAUUAUAUUCGCGAUCUCAAACAAAAAGUGCGCGAUCAAAGUACGCGCAAUCAGCAGCUUGAGGAGAUGGUGAAACGUCUCCAGAUAAAAUUUGGUGAGGAUUUAGGUAGCGUUAUUGGCUUCGAUCUAAGUGACGGAGGUCGUAGCCUCCCUUGA
Paraglomus occultum is the source of this 1065-nucleotide messenger RNA. NCBI's taxonomy places the organism in Eukaryota, Fungi, Glomeromycota, Glomeromycetes, Paraglomerales, Paraglomeraceae. The record is from the annotation of a GenBank genome assembly.